Molecule: messenger RNA, 337 nt
Organism: Staurois parvus
Lineage: Eukaryota; Metazoa; Chordata; Amphibia; Anura; Ranidae
Source: the annotation of a GenBank genome assembly
AUCUGGGGAGAUCAAAGAGUUAACUGUGUUCUGUUUUACUGUGUGCAUGCUUUACACUGGAAGCACACUGUUUUGUAUGGCUCUGCUAUGCAGAGCCAUAAAAAGCAGUGUGCAGGAGAUGGCAGGGGAGAGAUCUGUGUUGUUUAUAUACAGGUCUCUCCCUCGUCGGUGAUACUUGUCGAUCGCUGGGUGCCAGCGUGGAAUCACCAGCUGGGACCCGGUGAUUGACAGCCGAGGCUGCGAAUGGCAGCCCCCUACUUGGAACUGCAAAAUAGCGUAUAUAUAUAUACUCGAUUUUGCACAGCCGUGCCACCCUGUAGCAGUAUUUCUGCUAUAG